Messenger RNA from Zootermopsis nevadensis, 1144 nucleotides. RefSeq names its product glutathione S-transferase 1-1. Gene Ontology annotation, biological process: glutathione metabolic process. The record is from RefSeq and is a predicted model, not a curated record. NCBI's taxonomy places the organism in Eukaryota, Metazoa, Arthropoda, Insecta, Blattodea, Termopsidae. Gene Ontology annotation, molecular function: glutathione transferase activity.
GAGGUGAGAAGCAAGAUCACCUUGGUCUCUCUCGACACGGUUCCUCGGGCGGAAAUGUUCAAGUCAUGUUGGGGUAUAUACGUAAAGGAAGGGACGUAAGGGAGUUCAGUUGAAGGCAAGCUGUCUUUGUUUGUGUGUGCUGUGUUUAGUUUCACGAAGUUACUAGUUCAAGAUGACCAUCGAUUUCUACUACGUGCCUGGCAGUGCACCUUGUCGCUCUGUCCUGCUGGCAGCCAAAGUUGUUGGUGUGGAUCUGAACCUCAAAUUGACUAAUCUCAUGGCAGGCGAACAUCUUACACCUGCGUUUCUGAAGAUGAAUCCUCAGCACACAGUUCCCACUCUCAAUGACGGUGGAUUUUAUCUCUGGGAAAGUCGUGCCAUUCUUAGCUAUCUAGCUGACAAAUAUGGAAAGGAUGAUUCGCUCUAUCCGAAGGACCCAAAGAAGCGUGCCCUUGUUGAUCAAAGGCUGUACUUUGAUAUCGGGACUCUGUAUCAGAGAUUUGGUGAUUAUUAUUACCCAAUCAUGUUUGCUAAAGCCACUGGUGACCCAGAGAAGUUUAAGAAAAUUGAAGAAUCUUAUAAUUUCCUGGACAAAUUUCUAGAUGGGCAGGAUUUUGUAGCAGGAAACAAUCUCACAAUUGCAGACAUAGCAAUAAUUUCUUCAGUUUCCACUGCGGAUAUUCUUGGUUUUGACGUGAGUAAGUACCAUAAUGUUGCUAAGUGGUAUGAGAAGUGCAAGAAGAUUAUUCCUGGUUAUGAUGAACUCAAUCACUCCGGAUGUUUGAAGUUCAAAGAAAUGUAUGACAACCUCACCAAGAAGUGAAAUAACAAACAUGGCUCUUCAGAGACAUUCGUUUCCAAGAAAAAUGAAUAAAUGCUAAUGAAAUAUGCAGUACAGCUGCUUAGUGAUGAGGAGCUUGAGAUAUUGUGGCUGUCAUAACUUGUAAGUUGUGUUACAUUUUGAAAUUAUCCUGUCCUGGCACAGGAAAUGCAGAUAUUUGUAGAAGUAGAACAUGCAUUGCUGUGAUUUGCUGUUCUAAGGAAAUUUAAAUAGCUGUUCUUAUGAUUACAGUUUUAUUGUUUUUUUCAUGUAAAGUAUUUUGUAGUUAAAGACAAAAAAGUAAAGUACUGUAUAAUACUAUAA